AUGGAUGAAAUGACAACAAGGUUAUUAGUUUGUAAAGAUUGGUGCUCAAAUAUAAAAUCAUCAUGCAACACACUAUCACUCUCUUUAAAUAAUCUAUUGCCAAUUACAAAUCAAAUUUCAACAUUUACAGCAUUAAAGAAAUUGGAAAUCAAAAUUGUUUUUGUUGCCGCUGAUGAAAAAUUACCAUCAUACUGGCAAUACUCAUUCACUGAUGGUAACUGUGUCAUCUCAUUCCGUCCAAAGAUCUGUAACACUAAUGAUGUAUUCACUGCUAAAUUAGAAACUCUUCUUCCUUCACAAGGCACCUACUCUUUAAUGACCCGUUUAAAUAUUAAAGAAAAUCAAGCUAAAAUGGAUGCUAAUUUAGUAGCUGUUAAAAAAGCAAUGAAAUCCGAUGUCGAUUGGACCAUCGAUCAAGCAUCAUUAGAAGCCGUUUACCCACAUGUUGCUGCCGAUUUAAAAAAUAGUUUUGGUCAUAUUUUUGCAGGUGUUAUCGAAAAAGUUGCAGCCAAUCUUGCUAAACGUUGUGCUGAUGAAAUGGUAUUAGAAGCUGUACUAUUGUUAUUAAACACAAUGCCACACAAAAUGGAUACUGGUUAUGGUCAUUCGAAAACGGUAAUUUAG
Molecule: messenger RNA, 624 nt
Organism: Dictyostelium purpureum
Lineage: Eukaryota; Evosea; Eumycetozoa; Dictyosteliales; Dictyosteliaceae
Exons: 2
Coding region: 1-624 (207 amino acids)
Source: RefSeq, a predicted model, not a curated record